AUUGUUUCCAUAAUUUACUUCGUUUGAAAACACGAAGCAAAGCGACGACACCGGCACUGAAAAUUGUACAGUUGGUUGUUGAUGACGUGCCAGCAUGGUGCGAAUACGGAGGAAAUUUGCUUUUGUACUAUGCGGGGUCGCUUUCUUCGUAUUUCUCGUUCUAUACAUGGUGCUUAACUAUUCCGUUCCCGAGCGUGCAACUCAGGAUCUAAGCUAUCUGGAGAAAAAGAUAAAACAAUUGGAAAAUGGACUGAACAAACAUCAUCAAGAAUUUGGCAACAUUCGAAAACAGAUUGAUACUAUCCGUGGUGCGGUAGACGGCGGUGAUGAUGUGUACGGUGAGCAAAGUAAAGUCUUGGACCAGGCGCCAGUACUGGGUGACCGGGAAAUGAUGAAAGAGUCGGUGAUUGAGGCGAACGGAGGCGGCGCAGGUACGUGCCCUCUCAGGACAGACGUUCUACCACAGCCGGACAUACAGAUGCUUAACCUGUACGACCGAGUGUCGUUCGAAAACAUCGACGGUGGUGCAUGGAAGCAGGGAUGGCCAAUCAAGUACAACCUUAGCGAAUGGGACAGCUAUAACAAACUGAAGGUUUUUGUAGUACCGCACAGCCACAACGAUCCUGGAUGGAUACAGACGUUCGAUGAGUACUAUGAGCGACAAACUAAAGCCAUUUUCACCAAUAUGCUGAGACACCUGGAUGAAAAUUCUGGCAUGCGAUUUAUUUGGGCAGAAAUCGUCUACUUCGCGCACUGGUAUGAUAAGCUUGCGGAAGAACAGAAAGACAUCGUGAAGCGGUUGGUGAAAAAUCACCAGUUAGAGUUCGUUACCGGUGGUUGGGUGAUGCCAGAUGAAGCCAAUUCCCACUGGUACUCGGUUUUGCUGCAGCUAACAGAGGGGCAGACAUGGUUGAAAACUCGUCUCAACGUAACGCCAGUGUCGAGUUGGUCAAUUGACCCGUUUGGAGUGUCCGCCACGAUGCCGUACAUACUAAAGCAGUCUGGAUUCGAAAAUUUGCUCAUUCAACGGACACACUACAUCGUCAAGAAAAACCUGGCAUUGAAAAAGCAAUUGGAAUUCCGCUGGCGUCAGCUGUGGGAUACCCGGGGCGAUACGGAUCUUUUCACUCACAUGAUGCCGUUCUACUCGUACGACGUACCACACACGUGCGGUCCCGAUCCCAAGGUGUGCUGUCAGUUCGACUUCAAGCGACUCCCAGGUCAAGGGCUCACCUGCCCUUGGAACGUUCCACCGAAACAGAUUUCCGAUCAGAAUGUGGCCGAACGGGCGCAAACUAUCGUCGACCAGUGGCGAAAAAAAUCGGUCCUCUAUCGCACCCGGAACGUUCUCAUUCCGCUAGGAGAUGAUUUCCGAUACACAACCAGCGUUGAAUGGGAAGCGCAAAGGGUGAAUUUCGAGCGCCUGUUCGACUACAUCAACAACGAACCAUCGUUGAACGUUGAGGCCAAAUUUGCCACUUUGCAAGAAUACUUCGACGCAGUACGCGCGACAAGCAGCAAGUCAGGUGGAAUGGAGCAGUUCCCAUCGCUCUCGGGCGAUUUCUUCACGUACGCUGACGUCAACCAGGACUAUUGGAGUGGCUACUUCACCUCGCGGCCGUACCACAAGCGUCUGGAUCGUAUACUGCUGCACUACAUACGCUCGGCGGAAAUGCUUCACGCUUGGAACACUUGGGAACCGGCUGCCGAGUGGGCGCCUCUGUCAGAUCGCCUGGAGUACGCCCGACAGCAGCUGUCGCUAUUCCAGCACCACGAUGGUAUCGCCGGCACGGCAAAAGAUCACGUCAUGGAGGACUAUGCAAAACGCAUGACGCGUGCAUUAGAGAACUGCAAAUUUGUCAUGCAGCAGGCCGUGUAUCGGUUGCUAACGAAACCUUCCAUCUAUCAACCGGACCCAUCGUUCCACUAUCUUUCGAUCGAUGACUCGCGAACGGUGAACGGGUCAGACAGUGUGCGACCGAUGAUUAUUCUCGGUGAGGAACUUCCGACGAAACAGAUUGUGCUGCACAACUCGCUAGCGUAUACGCGAUCUGAGGUAGUGGAGUUCUUCGUGGGCAGCCCGUUCGUGUCGGUACGAGACGGUAAUGGAGGAACAGUUCCGAGCCAAGUUGCACCAGUAUGGUCAUGGCACACGCGCCCAGACGGCGUCAGUCAACCUCAGCCUUCGAAUACGAAGUUUCGUCUGCUUUUCCGAGCAAGCGUCCCGCCACUUGGUUUGAGCGUUUACACAAUUCAUUCGCAGAACAGUGUAGACGAUUCACAUGGUGUUACAUAUUCAAAGGUGAGCAUUUUGUCGAAAUCCCCGUUCACAGUGAACUUGGCCAGCGGAUAUCCCGAAGAAAUAGAUCACGCUAUACCGCGUGAAGUAUCGCUACGCGUAGGAGAGGAAGGAUCACCGAGCGCUGCUUUCAACUCGAAAGGAUUGCUAAAAUCAAUAACGAUCGAGAAUAAUCAAGCGACGGUACCCGUGCACCUAGAAUUUUACCGUUACGGUAUGCAGCUAAGCCAGGGCAAGAGCGGUGCUUAUUUGUUCCAUCCUGCCGGUAACGCCACGGUUCUUGAGUACGAGCAUCCAAUUGUGCUGAUUGUAAAGGGCCCGUUAGAGGCGAGCAUAACAGCUGGUUUACCUUUUGCCGUGCAUCAAACGAUCUUGCGCGACGAAGCCCUCGAGAUACGCAAUUUGAUUGAUAUCGGGCAGCGAGAUAAUACCGAAAUAGUGAUGCGCUUGCAGACGAAUAUCAAUAGUGGAAACAUGUUCUACACUGACCUGAAUGGGAUGCAAAUUAUUAAACGAAAGCGCUUCCAGAAGCUGCCGUUGCAGGCGAACUACUACCCGGUUCCAUCAACCAUGUAUAUCGAAGAUGAUAAUUAUCGGCUGACCCUGCUCAGUGCUCAACCGCUCGGCGGUUCUUCUUUGAGUUCUGGCGAGAUGGAAAUUAUGCAGGAUCGGCGUUUAACACGCGACGAUGAUCGUGGGCUUGGUCAAGGGGUUCAGGACAACUUACCAGUGCUGCAUCUUUUCCGCUUGGCACUGGAGGCACGUGAGUCGUGCACGAAGCCCGAUCCAGAUUAUCCGACCGGGUUCCUUACGCUGCCCACUUACAUGCUGCAGCAAAGUUUACUUCAUCCGUUAGAUAAGUUUAUCUACAACGAAAACGAUUGGACGGGCCUACUGGCGGAUGGUUUCGGAACGCGGCACGAACCUUUGGAGCGCGGUAUGGAAGUGGUUGCGAUGCGAGAACUGCCGCACGUAAGAUUCGGUCGGACCACGUCCGGACAUCCCAUAGGGUUGGUGAUCCAUCGGACCAACUUCGAAGACUGCGGUUCGGAGGCAAACACCGAAGGCUUGCUUAAUAUAAAGAAGCUUCUCAAUUUGGGAGACGAGCACGAUAUCUUCACUGCCCCUUUGACGCUUCUGAAACCCCAGGAAAUGGUUCAAUCCGACGAUCUUACUCUCUGCCCGAUGGAUGCCAAAGCGUACAUAGUGAAGCGAUAGAAAUUUGGCAGCAGAAACUAUGAUAUUUAACAUUUUACGCGUAAACAAUUGAAAAAUGUCUCAUAUUUGAACCUUGCACGCAAACAUUUUACAAUUAAAUGCUGCAUUUUGCGCAUCAGAAGCACUGUACACACCCCAAACAAGAAGGUUCUAUACUAAAGCAUGUGAAGUAUCCGAGUAUGGCUGAUGGGUGUGUUUAAACGAAUGUACAAUGGAGGGAUUUUCUUUGUAAAAGAUCAUCCAACUCUUAUUUCUUAAGUAGCUGGUUAAUUCUGGUUUUCCCAAGUUGUAGUUCGACGGCAUUCGUAAGUAAGGUAAUCGAUGUUCGAGUACAACAAUCUUUAUUCCAGUGAGCUCUUUUAUUUAGUUUGUUUGCCUAUAUCGUGUGAUUGUUUUGUGUGGGAAUAUCAUAUAAAAUUUAUGCUUACAACCAGAAGAAUACUGAAUUUGUAGUUUGAAUUUGGUUUUGUGUGUGGAAAAAAUCAACAGUCACCGAGAAACUUAUAACCGAACAUUGCGCUCACGAACUUAAACCUAAGUUAGGAAGAAUGAAUUAGUUGCUAUGUAUGCAUCAAAUGUACACUGUAGAUAAAUAAUAAAACCUCACACCCUCUCAA
Molecule: messenger RNA, 4134 nt
Organism: Anopheles coustani
Lineage: Eukaryota; Metazoa; Arthropoda; Insecta; Diptera; Culicidae
Gene: alpha-Man-IIa
Product: alpha-mannosidase 2
Exons: 5
Coding region: 95-3517 (1140 amino acids)
Biological process (GO): protein deglycosylation; N-glycan processing; mannose metabolic process
Cellular component (GO): Golgi membrane
Molecular function (GO): carbohydrate binding; alpha-mannosidase activity
Source: RefSeq, a predicted model, not a curated record